UUAUCAGGUUCGGAAGAUUUUCCGGUGCUUCACGAAUUUUGCAGUGAUUUUUUGCUAAAAUUUAAAUUUGCUAGUGUUUUCGACCAAGAAGUUGAUUUCUAGUGUAAUUUAAAGUUAAAAAAUUUAAACCUAAUCUAGCUAAAUGCGUACUUCUAGUGUUAUUACUAGCUUUUUAGUAUGACCAAUGAACCUUCCACCUCGCACCAAUCAGCCAACGAAGACGACGUCGAUAUCAACGAUGUCUUCGACAACCUGCUGCUAGCGGAGGAACAUCUCGCGGAGGCCGGCUACCAGCGCGGGUUGGCACAGGGCGUUCGCGAGGGGAACGUGGACGCGUACCACUUUGGGUACCAUCGGGGAGCGGAGGUCGGAGCGGAGUUGGGUUUUUACUACGGGGUCAUUUGCGGGCAGGAGAGUGCGUCUAAGGAAGGUGGUUCUUCAAAGGGGAAAAGCUUGCUGAAGGAGUUGAAGCGGGAGAUUGAGGAGUUUCCGAAGUUCAACGACUUGGAGGCGGACAUUGUGGAGGGGCUGGUGAAGUUGAGGGCUAAGUACAAGAAGCUGUGUGCGCUGCUGAAGAUCUCCGCCAAGUACGCGAGGCCGAAUGAGCUUUCGUUUUAGGGUGGU
Messenger RNA from Culex pipiens pallens (northern house mosquito), 624 nucleotides. Its product is annotated as protein LTO1 homolog. The coding region runs from base 178 to 618 and encodes 146 amino acids. NCBI's taxonomy places the organism in Eukaryota, Metazoa, Arthropoda, Insecta, Diptera, Culicidae. The transcript is spliced from 2 exons. The record is from RefSeq and is a predicted model, not a curated record.